Messenger RNA from Polyodon spathula (Mississippi paddlefish), 5426 nucleotides. RefSeq names its product autism susceptibility gene 2 protein-like. Lineage: Eukaryota; Metazoa; Chordata; Actinopteri; Acipenseriformes; Polyodontidae. The transcript has 19 exons. Bases 850 to 5106 code for a protein of 1418 amino acids. The record is from RefSeq and is a predicted model, not a curated record.
AUAAUAAUAAUAAUAAAUACACCCAAAAAAAUCUACUUUUUACAAGAAAAUACAUUCAUUUAACACCAUUGCAACCAAGUUUCUCAAUUUUUAACGUCAAAUAACUAUUGGCAAAUGAAUAAUUGGUGAGAGAGAGAGAAGGGUAGUUUAUUGUAUUUACAUUUUGCUUUUUUUUUUUUAUUGUUUUCUCUGUUUUCGGUAAAAGAAACAAAAAUAAAAUCAUAAAUCAGAUUGAAAUAAAGCGACCGGACUUGGACUGGGUGAAAAAUUAGUGCCAUUUUUCAGCAGCCUUUGGCUGCUGCUGUUGUCGAUAGGAAUAAAGGAGGUAAAAAAAAAAAAACGAUAACAAAUAUAAAUAAAUAGAUAAAUAAAUAAAAAAGAGAUAGAGACGAAAGAAAUUAAGAGGCACACACACAAUCGCGGGAAGUUAUCUAGAAUAUUCUUCUCGUUUUAAUAAUGCGGGACAAACCUUGGUGUCGUGUUGACCCGGGUAUAAACCGUGCUUUUAUACGUCUUCGGUGCUAUUUUCUAUCAAACUUGGUCGCAGAACAAAAUAAAUUAACUUAUUUAACUUAUUUUGGGAUGUGGCUUUAAAUAAAUUUAAAUUAAAUAAACACGCACGCAAAGCACAAUAACACAGACAAGGAGGAGGAGGAUUUUGUUGUUACGUUUGCAUUUUAAAUAUUCAUUUAAUAUAUAUAUUUAUUUUUAAAACUGGUCCCGCUUUAGCCUUUUUCAAAGGUUACAAAAGACACCCACCACCACCACCUCAAAGUUUUUUUUUUUUUGUGGGGUCAUUUUUCUCAGAAAUUGAAGAGACUGUUAUUAUUAAAACCCAAGUUGAUCAGGAUGGAAGGAUCUUGUCGCGGCGGCUCCGGCAGGCAGAGCCGGAGAUCCCGGUCUCAACGCGACCGGGAGCGGCGGAGGAGGAGACCGGGGCUCGGGGAAACGCGGGCCUACUCCCCGUCCUCCGGUUCGGAGCCGGCGGGGGGAGGGGGAGGAGGGCUCGGCGGGGAGGACUGCAGGCCCGCAGCCCAUAACAAUAGACCGAGGCCGCCGCGGAGGAGGAAGCGAGAGUCGGUUUCGUCCGAGGAGGAUCUGAUCGAUUGCUUCGCCAUAGCCAGCUUCAUUUCCCUGGAAGCGCUGGAGGGAAGCCACUGUCCCAGGUGUUGGGGACCCCACACCCUGACAGGUCUCCACACUAAGGACUCUGUCCAGAAGCCUCUGGAUCGAUCCCAGCUUUGGGAACGGCGUGGCGGCAAGAGGAAGCGACCGGAAGAGAACGGGCCGGCCUCAGAUCUGGGAGAGAGGAGAGAAGGGGGAGGCAGCUCGGAGAGGGAGCGAGAGAGAGCCAACGGGAUGGGAGAGCCUGAUAGGAGAGUAGAGGACCUUCCUCGGGGGGAGCGGGGGGCCUGCCGGACGGACUCGCGACUUGGCAGAACCGCCUCUGAUGGUGAGCUGGAUCACUCCUUCACAGUCUCCACAAGCAGAAUUCCGGAAACAGCGGGGAACGGCCUGACGCCUCACGACCUCGCCCCCCGUCUCUCCGUCACCCCCAGAGUAUCGGGGAUCCAGCGCAGCCAAGAGAGGAACCACGAAGCGGACAGCAGACUGCCGAAGGAACCCCUGAGCGUGCUGCCGAGCCAGCGCUUUCGCCCCUCCUCUCCCUCUCUGCCCAAAGAGGCACGGAGAGGAGGAGACAAGCCCCCCCCCUCGCCCAGCUACCACGGGGGCCACAUCCACCCCUCCGGCACGACCCCCGCGCACCCCCAGUCGAACCCCAGCCAGGGGAACCGCUCCACCCCCCAGCCCAGGUCCCACAGCAAGGGCCUCCUGCAGCAUCCCUUCGGCGCAGGAGUCGGGUUCAGCAACAGCCGGAGCAGCACUCCCUCAAAGACCCCCACCUCCUCCUCCUCCUCCAGCUCCACCCAGCUGUCUCUCCACCGGCCCUCCACCCCUUCCGGUCUGGCGCUGUCGCUCAACCCCCCCUUCCCAGGGGGUCUGCGGCCCCCCUCUCACCCCGGAGGUGGGCUCUUCACCCCCUCGCCCGGCUUGCCCCCGCCUCCUCCCUUGCUGCAGGUGACCGGGCAUCCUGCCUCGGGCACGGCGGGCACUGUGUUCUCGGAGCAGGACCUCAUCCGGCAGGAGCUCAACUCUCGCUUCCUCACCUCCCAGACAGGGGGAGGGGCAGAGCGGACGGGGAGCGGGGCUGGCGGGGAAGGGAGGGGCCCCGCAGCCGCCAGCGCCGCCCCCCCUGGGUCUGGGACAGCCUCCGGCCCGUUGGCAUUCCAGUAUCACCAGCAUAACCAUCAGCACCAACACACCCACACACACCAGCACUAUACUCCCUUUCUGCCUCCCAGCGCUACCGCCACUGCUGUGGUGCAGAACACCCCCGCCUCACCCAUGUUUCAGAAGUACCCUGGGAAGAUGGACGGGCUCUAUCGACACAAUUUCUACCCAACCUAUCCACCCUCAGUAUCUGGGCUCCCCCCAGUGCUGCCACCUGCUGGAACCUUCAGCUCACUGCAGGGAGCCUUUCAACCAAAGACAACCAAUCAGGAGAUAGCGGCGAGAUUGGGGGCGGUGCCUCACCCCUUACAGCAGAAAGACCCACGUCUUACAGAUCCAUUCAGGGCUGCGUUACGAGUGAGUAAUAAACCUGGGAAGUGGUGUGCAAUGCACGUAAGAGUAGCAUGGAUGAUUCUGCGGCAUCAGGAGAAAGUGAAGCACAUGCAGGCUGAUCCUCACAAGCCUGAUUUCCGGAAUGAUCUCAUAACCCGAGUCCCAGGCUCCGGGUUAAUGGGCCCGCUGUCCAGCGCUCACGAUCUCUCCCGCCCUUCCACCCUCUUCUCUGCCAGCGGGGCAGUCCAUCAUGGCUCCUCCCCCUUCGCCCCUCCCACCGGACCCCUGAACUCCUUCUUAAACCCCCCCUCACACCUAGUUUCAGAUCCGUUCGGACGCAGUCCCACCUACACCCCUCUGGGAUCCCUGGGGAGUGCAGCCUUUGGGGGGCUGGGGAGCCCUAAUAUAACUCCCAGCUCCAUGUUUGCUCACAAGGACGCUCCUGGGGGAUCUCAAGGGUUCAGUAACCCCCAUGAUCCCUGGAACAGGCUGCACCGUGCCCCAGCCUCCUUCCCCACCGCCCCCACCUGGCCCAAAGGGGGCGACGGAGAGCGGGGGGGCAGCAGCAGCAGCUCUGUCGAGCGGGAGAGAGAGAGGGAGCGAGAGAAUGACAAGAGGGUGAUCAAGGAUGAGAAGGAGAGGGAUGGAGUUUACGGCCGUCACCCAGUCCGGAGGUCUCCUGUCACCCCAAACCAAAAGUGCGCCCCUCCCACCACCACCCCCCCCUCCAGCAACGGGCACGGCAUCGCCGAGGAGGAAAAGAGAGGAGGGGGGAGAGACUCGAGAGAGCACAGCCGGGACAGAGAGAGGGGACAGCCUUCUGUCCAGUCCUCUCACCAGGACAGGGAUAGAGAGAGGCUCAAAGAGGAACAGCAAAAGAACGCAAACGGUCUUCAGAAUGAAAACCGUCCCUUUUCACAGUCCGGACAGCACAGGCCCCCUGUGCCCGACACCCCAGAGAAUUCGGGACCAGCGAUUCCUACCUCUUCCUCUACCUCUUCGUCAAACGCUGCUUCUUCUAGUUCUGUUUCGAACCCUGUCAAAGAGCACGCAGGACUCUUGGGGAGAGAAGGAGGCAGCAAACUGUCUAGUGCCACCAAUCCGUUGCCUUUAUCGUCCUCGUCGUCGUCUUCAUUGUCUACUCCCGCCGUCGUGAAUUCGGUCCGAGAGAACGGCAGACGACCCGGUCCUCCGACGUCCGCGGGAUCAGCUGGAGAGAAAGAUCGCGAUCACAAAUCCCUCGCGGAUCAAAUCCUGAAGCCCAAGAAAGCCGAAAGCUGUCCCAUCACCAACUCUACAGCCAUCUCUCCUCCUCCUCCUCCUCCCACUCCCCCUCCCUCCCUCCUUCCCAUCCCGCUGGUCAAGGUCAAAGAGGAACGCAAAGAGGAGCCCCCGGAGCCCAUCCCAAUCCCCAUCCCCCCGUCCCUGGCCCCUCUCUCCUUCGACCGACCCAACAGUCGAGGGACCCUCCUCUCCUCCCACCACCUCGCUCCGUCCCAGCUGCACCCCAGCCUCCAUCCACUACCCAGCCAAGGGACCAGCUCCAACCCUAACCCUUCCUCAGUCACAGCUGCCAUGGGACUCAAAUUCAGUCCGGUCUUGGCUCAUCACCACCCGGCUGCCUCUUCCUCCGCCUCCUCUUCCACUCCCUCCCUCCCGCUCGGCUCCCUCUCGAUGCUGGAGAGGACCAGGGCGUUGGGGACCGCCUACCUGGGAGGGCCGGUCCUGACUCGCCCAUCCCACCACCACCACCAUUCCCCCCACCAGUACCCCCACUCCGCCACGUCCUUCUCCUGGAAUCUUCAAGAAGUCCUGCAGCAGCAGCAGCAGCAGCAGCAGCAGCAGCAGAUCCUGGCGCACCAGGCACAGCAGAGGCGAGAGAUGGCCUUCAGAGACCCUCAGAUCGCGCGCUUCUUCGCCGCUGCGGCCCAGCAGCGUUUUUACGAGCAGGAGAGGGUGGGGUACGUCCGAGAUGAGUUUGGGGGGUUGGUGGUCGACCGGCACCCCCACACCCUGCCUUCGCACCCGCACCUGCACCCCCUCCACCCCCACCACCACCACCACGAGAGAGUGGGCGGGGCUCCUGGCUCCUCUGCGUCCUCAUCUGCCAUCCUGAACUCUGCCGCCUUGCUGGAGGAGAACGAAAGGGCCCAGAUUCUGAGGGAGGAUUUCGAGAGGGCGCGGUUUUAUGGGGCGCAGGCGGCGGCGGCAGCCCUGGGCUCUCCGCACCCCCACCUCCAGACCCCCUCCCUGUUCUCUAGGCUGGGUCCUGGGACCUUGUACAGCCACCAUCACCCCCACCAGAACGGACUCCUCUCCAAGACCCCUCCCUCCAUGGUGGGCCCCCCCCCUCCUCUCAUCCCCUCGGGGGGGCCGGGGAGCGGCGGCGGACCCCCCAGGAGCGGUGGGGGGUCCCCGCGGGACAACAGGUCGGAGAGGGGAGGUCUGUUCAGCAGCCAGAAGGGUAGGGAUUCCAGGUAGAGCUGGGGAGCGGUUAGAGCUGCUGUAUUUAUAUAUAUUUCAUUCAUUAAUAGUCAUCGCUAGGUGAUUCUUUUCAAUUAUUAUUUUUUUUUUAUUCAUAUAAAUUUUUUUUUUUUUUUUUUUUUUUAGAUAUAUUUAUGAAUAAAAAAAAUGAGUUUAUUUAUUUUAUAUAUAAAUUCUAGAAGCAAAAUGGAAAAAGCCUUUUUGGAUUAUUGCUCCUCCCUGUUCAUAUUUCUACAACUAGCAAGCAGACACCCCCCCCACACACACACACGCACGCACAAACACACGCACACACAAACUGACACACACAAACACAC